AUGGUUCGAAACAAAAUUCGCCCUGAUCUUGAUCCCUCCGGUCUCGUGCGGCAAAUCCAAAUGCCUUGUGCAAUUGGCUACAGUGAGCACCUCAACAAGAGAUCUUUAGAUUAUCAGCCAGCUUUUGCGUUGCAAGGUGUGACUAAGUUGUGGGAUUUCAUGUUGAGUUGCCUUGAAUUUCUUGAGAUUAGUAUGGAAACCAUCUUCUUACCCAUCAUCAAGAUAUGGAAAGCAGAGCAAAUGAAUUAUGCAGAGAUACUUGCGACUUUACUUGCUCAUUCAAUGGCAGAUCGAAAUGGUCUUAAUGUUAAAGGUCCGGGGGAUUAG
Molecule: messenger RNA, 327 nt
Organism: Botrytis fragariae
Lineage: Eukaryota; Fungi; Ascomycota; Leotiomycetes; Helotiales; Sclerotiniaceae
Exons: 1
Coding region: 1-327 (108 amino acids)
Source: RefSeq, a predicted model, not a curated record